Anopheles coustani is the source of this 2135-nucleotide messenger RNA. RefSeq names its product gastrulation defective protein 1 homolog. Gene Ontology annotation, biological process: regulation of DNA double-strand break processing. The coding region runs from base 12 to 1988 and encodes 658 amino acids. The record is from RefSeq and is a predicted model, not a curated record. Gene Ontology annotation, molecular function: protein binding. NCBI's taxonomy places the organism in Eukaryota, Metazoa, Arthropoda, Insecta, Diptera, Culicidae. Gene Ontology annotation, cellular component: site of double-strand break; nucleus. The transcript is spliced from 2 exons.
CGGUAGAGAAAAUGAAUCGAGGGAAAAUAACGUUUGGUAAAAUUAAUCUUAAAACCCCGUCCGCUACCAGCUCCAAUGUGGUGGAUGAAAAGCCUACCACUUCCGCAACAGAGGACAGCACGUCCGGAUUCGGUUCGUUCGGGCGGAUUGAAUCUGCGAAGCCGGAUGCAGUGGAACGAAUAGCGCAAGAUUUGGACAACAGUAAACUGCAGGAAGUGAUGGGUAUAUCCGGCUUUGGGAGGAAACAGGCGAAACAAUUCGAUAUCAACGAAAUGAUUCAGAAAGCGAAACAAAACGCCCCGAAGGCACUGGUUGAUGAGAAGAGUCUCGUCAAAACUGUGAACGCUGAGGGUGACGAAAACGAUGGGGAAGAUGAUGAUGGUGAUGACGACGGUGACAUGAUUGGACCCAUUCCAACGGCAGCUGGAGAAGUGGAGGCAGAUGGCCGAAGGAAAAGAGGGGAAAGGAAUGACUCCGAUGAUUCGGACGACGAUGACGAAGCGGACGAUGACGAUGAGUUCGACGAAGAUGCACCGAUUAACAAGUUACCACACUCGCACGAGGUAGAAAUGCGUCACGGUAACAAGGCCGUCAUUGCCCUUGCCAGUGACCCGUCCGGUGUUCGGCUGGCAUCCGGUUCGAUGGAUUACAAUGUCAACUUUUGGGACUUUUCCGGCAUGGACAAAUCGAUGAAAAGCUUCCGUUCGCUGCAACCGUGUGAGAACCAUCCCAUCCGUAACCUGCACUAUUCAUUCUCCGGGGACAUGAUGCUGGUGGUAUCGGGCAGCUCGCAGGCCAAAGUGCUCGACCGCGAUGGAUUUGAGAAGAUGGAGUGCGUUAAGGGCGACCAGUACAUCGCGGACAUGUCGAAGACGAAAGGUCACAUCGCGGGGCUCACGAGCGGCUGCUGGAGUCCGGUUCGGAGGGAAGAGUUUUUGACUAGCGGCAUGGACUCCACGCUGCGCACAUGGGUCUUUGCGAAAACGAAGGAACAGCGUGCGGUGAUAAAAACGCGAGCCCAGGGUGGGCUGAAGACGAUUCCGACGAGCUGUGCGUACAACCGCGACGGGACACUGAUCGCGGCCGGCUGUAGCGAUGGGUCACUGCAGACCUGGGAUACGAGAAAAAUGUUCGUCCACACGACACACUGCAUCCGCGACGCGCACACUAAGGGGUCCGACAUAUCAGCGGUACUGUUUUCUUACUCCGGCUUCCAGCUAGCUUCCCGCUCGAUGGACGAAACGCUCAAACUGUGGGACAUGCGAGCGUUUAAGAAACCGCUGCACGUGUUUGAUGGCCUGUACAGCCGAUACGAUACGACCGACUGCUGCUACAGUCCGGACGAUACAAUGAUCCUUACCGGGGAAUCCCUCCCGAAGGAUGCAAAACAGGCCAACCUGUACGUGUACGACACGAAAACCUUCGACCUGGUAGCGAAACUUCCCAUCACCGACUCGCACGUUAUCCGGACACUGUGGCAUCCAAAGUUGAAUCAAAUUUUCGUCGGUUGCGGCAACGGCGUGAUACGGGGCCUGUACGACGAGAAGCGUAGUAUGCGCGGUGCAAAGCAGUGCGUCAUUCGAACGCAUCGGAAGAAAAAGAAAUCGGAAAUUGUUGGUACCACGCAAAUCAUCACACCUCACGCGCUGCCAUUGUUCCGGCAGGAGAAAACUCGUUCCCUACGGAAGAAGCUGGAGAAGGAACGGCUGGAUCCGGUCAAAUCGAAGCGCCCCGAUCUGCCCAUCACAAGCGGACAGGGUGGCCGAGUGGCAAGCUCAGGUGGUACACUUUCUUCGUACGUUAUUCGCAACCUGGGACUGAGCAAGCGUGUUGAGGACGAUCAGGAUCCCCGCGAGGCUAUUCUCAAGUACGCUAAAGAGGCGGCCGAAAACCCUUACUGGAUUGCGCCGGCGUAUGCAAAAACACAACCAAAACCGAUCUUCAACAGCGAGGACGAACCGGAAGUUAAAAAGUCCAAAACUGAAUAACUUUUUAAUUAGCAAAAUGGUUAUCUGAGACACAUAUUUUUCCGUAAAGUAUAAGCUGACUUCAUCUUUCCGUAAUUUCUUCAUGUUUAAUGUAUUGAAUGUGUAUCAAUAGGAGUAGGAAUUUUAAGUGGUUACAACGAAACUGGC